AUGUCGCACGCCCGCAAGAACAGCCUGUGGACGCCUCCGGUGCUGCCGGUACCGCAGCUGCUGUCAGGCAAGUCCAUGAUGAUUACCGGUGGUGUCACGGGCAUCGGUCGAGCCAUUGUCCUCGGAUACCUGCAGCAUGGUGCCAAUGUUGCUGUGAACCACCUAGGCGACGACAAGUCGCGCUCGCAGUACCAGAGCCUGGUCGAGGAGGCCGCGGGAAACCUAGAUAUUAGCAAGGAAGAUGUGCAGAAGAGGCUGGCCGAAGUCCCCGGAGACGUAGGCAAUCCAGAGACAGGCAAGAAACUCGUAGCGACAGUCGUGGAGCGCUGGGGCCGCUUGGACGUUGUCAUCAGCAACGCGGGCGUCUGCGAGUUCAAGGAGUUUCUUGAUAUCUCCGAAGACCUCUGGGCCUCGACCCUAACCACCAACCUCACAGGCGCAUUCCACACCAUCCAGGCCGGCGCACGACAAAUGUCUACACAAUCGCCGCCAGGCGGCUCGAUAAUCGGCAUCUCGUCCAUCAGCGCGCUCGUCGGCGGCGCCCAACAGGGUCACUACACGCCUACAAAAGCUGGCGUCCUCUCGCUCAUCCAGUCGUCGGCGUGCGCGCUCGGCAAACACAACAUUAGGUGCAAUGCGCUGCUGCCGGGCACAAUCAAGACACAGCUCAAUGAAAAGGAUCUGGCGGAUGAGGAAAAGAGAAAGUACAUGGAGGGUAGGAUACCGCUUGGUCGCACCGGCGUCCCGAGUGAUCUCGCUGGUCCAGCCGUCUUCUUGGGCAGUGAUUUGAGUGCCUAUGUCAAUGGCGCUCAGCUUCUGGUUGACGGUGGGCUGUUUGUAAACUUGCAAUGAUUGUGCCAUGAGGAAUUGAAACAGUUGAAAUGAAU
Exserohilum turcica Et28A is the source of this 887-nucleotide messenger RNA. RefSeq lists its product as uncharacterized. The record is from RefSeq and is a predicted model, not a curated record. The transcript has 2 exons. Gene Ontology annotation, molecular function: oxidoreductase activity, acting on the CH-OH group of donors, NAD or NADP as acceptor. The coding region runs from base 1 to 852 and encodes 283 amino acids. NCBI's taxonomy places the organism in Eukaryota, Fungi, Ascomycota, Dothideomycetes, Pleosporales, Pleosporaceae.